AAUCCAAUUGCUAAUUAUCGUGCAGCUCUCGACCAUCUCAUCGGACUACAAGAAUGAUCAUUCAAAAAAUCCGCCGCGGUGAAAACUUGGACCAGCUCAUGACAUUACACAGCAGUUCGUGGCAUUUCACGUAGCUUUGUGACUGUUACGAAUUCCGAAUCGUGAUCACUCGAAUUCGUCGGAUCUUUUUGUAUGGCAAGAGAGGACCAGUGUUGACAAUGUCGAGAGCGUCGAAAUGAAGAACGGGUAAUUAUUUAUUGUAAUCAACCGACCUGAUCAUUUUGCACGGUCAUGAUAUAUGUCUAUACUCGAAGCUGGUCAUAGUGUUAUAUCAACAUGAAGUUACAUGAAUUUGAAGACUGCCUUCGUCGAUAAAACGGUAGCCGCAAGUGGAAUUCCGUGAUAAUAGGAGAGCAUCAACAUUCCCGAUUGCUUCGAUCAUUUGAUACAAAUAUCUAAACUCCAGAGAAAUGGAUGGUCGGGCGGAGCGUGGAGAUCAAACGGAGGGUAAAGAAAUGCGAGUGCGUAAAUUCGUCGGACCCGCACGUGCCGGAUUAUACGUCACCGCGAAGAGGAAAAACAAAGAAAAGCAUCGCACGCAGUACGGCGACGAGCGGUGAGUCGCCGCACAUUCGCUCGGCCGCGAUAUGACGUAUUUAGAGUAUAAAAGCGGCAGAAGAAAGCGCUGAUUCUCCGAGAGGGGGUUGUCAGAGAUGAAGAGAGAUGAGGAAGAGAGAAGGCAGCUGCGGCAGAGGUCGAAGGGGACGAUGGACGAGGAACGAUCUCCUCGGCCAUGGCUCGAGUCGACGUGUCGGUUCGGUAUGCCAGUGAAGCGCUAUGAUCCGACUCCGGUUCGGUCGUCGUCGGAAACCGAGGUGACUUCUGCAUCGGCUCAUUAACGAGUGCGAGUCAAAAGACACGGUAACGUCGAGCGGCUUGUCGCGCGGCACACGCAUCGAGAUCGCGCGAAAAAAGCCCGAUUUGACCCCGGCUCGUGCGGUCGGUUUUACUUUCGUUUAUGUCCCCGGCCGACGCGAACACACAUCGCGCUCCGCAUUGGUCCACGAAGCACGCCGUCGCUCUCGUUUUAAUCUAGUUCGCAUUCCGUUUUCUACAAAAUCAUGAAAUGGCCUGCAAAUCACUCCGAGGAUUUGGUGUUAAGGAAUGUAGGCGACGAAAGCACGGAUCAAAAUAAUAACAUAACUAUGACGAGUGAGGAUCUAUUACAGCCUGGCCAUGUGGUCAAGGAACGUUGGAAAGUUGUGAGGAAGAUAGGCGGUGGUGGAUUUGGUGAAAUUUAUGAAGGUCUUGAUCUAAUGACAAAGGAACAAGUUGCGCUAAAAGUGGAAUCUGCACGACAGCCCAAGCAGGUCCUAAAAAUGGAAGUAGCUGUAUUAAAGAAAUUACAGGGUAAAGACCAUGUUUGCCGCUUUAUCGGCUGUGGGCGUAAUGAUCGAUUUAACUAUGUUGUAAUGCAAUUACAAGGAAAGAAUCUAGCUGAAUUGCGUAGAGCGCAACCAAGGGGUGCUUUUUCACUCUCCACUACACUGCGCCUUGGUCUUCAAAUAUUAAAAGCUAUAGAAAGUAUUCAUCAAGUGGGCUUUCUGCAUAGGGACAUUAAACCUUCAAAUUUUUCGAUCGGUCGGCACCCGUACAACUCCAGAUUAGUAUACAUGUUAGAUUUCGGUCUAGCACGACAAUUCACGACUGGUACGGGAGAAGUUCGACCGCCCCGUGCCGCCGCGGGAUUUAGAGGAACCGUCCGAUAUGCAUCAGUCAAUGCACACAAAAAUAAAGAAAUGGGUCGGCACGAUGACUUGUGGUCGUUAUUUUAUAUGCUAGUAGAGUUCGUUAAUGGACAACUGCCAUGGCGAAAAAUAAAAGAUAAGGAACAAGUGGGUCUCAUGAAGGAGAAAUACGAUCAUCGAUUACUGCUAAAACACCUCCCAUCUGAUCUACGUAUCUUUUUAGAGUAUAUCCAGGGUUUGGAGUAUGCAGAUAAGCCAGAUUACGGUAUGUUGGCCGGUCUGUUUGAACGAUGUAUGAAACGUAGAGGCGUAAAGGCAAACGAUCCCUACGACUGGGAGAGGCCAUUAAUAGCUAAUGAAGGUUUAUCAACUACUAGAUCAUUACCUACAGUAACUGUGCCACCGGCGCUUACCACAGCUACUACUAUCAAUCAGCCUUCAGCAACUAUGCCAAAUGUGGAUACCAACAAUCAAGAGAACGUAGAGCCAGACAACAGAAAAGAGUUGGAUGCACAGCUGGAUUAUGAAAGUAUAUAUAGAAGAAAUAGACAACGUCCGAUUGAAGGGUCUCCGGUGCCAUUCGCUGCGACUAUUAGUAAUCAUGGUAGGGAUAAAAAUUGUAAUGCUACAAUACCAACGACCGAUAACACGCAUCAGCAAGUUGCACAGCAGGCUGUGCCACCUCCGCCAACACAAGGAUCUCCGAAAAAGCGACGCGCUGUGUCGAUGGCGGUAGAAUCUCAGGCUCCUGCGCCAGUAGAAAAGCAGGUAGAUAACGAAGGGGACGCGUUGAUGGCUUCCGCCCGUUCGGCAUCCGAAGUUCCUCGCCUUAAAAUGAUGGCAAAUGCAGCGGCACCACUUAGGAAAUCAGCAAGUGGCGCUACAUUUGCCCGUUUGCGUGUUGCAGCUACACCCGAGGGAACAUCUGGUGAAUUGCCAAGCCCUCGCAUACAGACGGAAGUCGACGCUUCUUAUUGUUCUUACGACGUAACUAAUACGAAAUACGUUGGCAACCAAAGUCCAGUAACCGAACAAAGGGAACCUCUUAGAAGAGAGCCAAGAAAAAGAGCGGACAGCCGGCAACAAGUAAGGGGCGGGCGUUCAGCGGUACGCGACUGUUCGAUUACGCAAUUUGCGCAAAUAGAUGAUGACAACGUAUCCGCACUACAGCAAGUGACGAAAGGCGGCGGUGGACUGACCUUGGCCUCGCAGUGGAAGUCGCAAUUCGAUGACUCCGAAGAAACUGACAACGAGUGGAAGGGCGAAAAUCUGCAGAGUCCUGAGCACAAAGGGAUCAACGUCCCGUCCAUACCGCCGCAGCCCGCAACCGCCAAUGAGGAUACAACUACCCCGGUGGCGGAUGCAAAACCGACCAAGACUCAGCCGAGUUCUUCGAAUGCGUGUCAACAGCAGCCUGUAAUUCCUACGGCAUUGUCCCGAAUAAGCGAGGAUUCUCCGAGACCAGCGGCGCCGCAUAGAUGUUUGAACAUCGCGGGUAUUGAAAAAUAUCCUGAACUGCAAGGAGCUCUUCCACGCGCUUGGAGUGUUCCAGCUUUGGCGCCGCAUGUGCGAGCUUAUCUAGAAGCUCCGUUGGUUCAACAAGCGGCAUUUGACGAUUUACUGUACGAAGUUGACGUAAUGAGGAAUGUUGCGACUCGCUAUGAUGAACCAAAACAAACACCGCCGGUGAGAAGAUCCAGCUUACCAGCGGUAGCGUUCUUCCUUCCUGAUGCGAUGUUUAACACACCUAGAGGUGAGGAGGAAGAAGAGGCAGUGGCAGGAAGACUGGAGAUAAGAGUGGUAGAUGCGACUGGUGGUGCUACGAUUGUGCAAACCAGUGCCGAUAGGGAACCAUUACAAAAGAAAUUAGCGAACGGUACGGCAGGUAGUCCAGCUAGUCCCAAUCCGGGACCAGAAGAGCCAUCGAUAUAUUACGACGCUACCGAGAAUCGACCAACUGCAAACGCUAGUUUGCAAAAGGAGACUAGUAUCACUACUGCCUCGACCACUGUACAAAAUGUAGUAUCCCAUCGUGAUAAUAAGGACAAUAACGAGAAGGAAACAUCUUGUAGGACAUACAUCGCUCAUAGUAAAAUACCGAUUCCCGUGAAAAGUCCAAGAUGCUCGUUAUCCGAGUCAACGCCCGAAACUAACACACCAAAUAUCAAGGCGGGAACUGGGGGUGAAGUAGAAAAAUUGCCGGUGCCUAUGGCUGCAACUAAGGAAAAAGAUAAUACUGUCAGAGGUAAACCAUUGACAGUACAUGUGGAAGCGCCAGCACAUUAUCGUCGCAUGCCAUUAUCUGACGCUAGACCAAUCAUGUCACCUUUAACUUCAGCCAGCUCUGCAGAAGAUGAAAAUUUAACCGGAUGUACACCCGCUUUGCGUCGCCGAAGACAAAGUGAAAAGUAUGUGACAGACGCUAGUCAACUCAAUCUGCAGUUCCAAAGACCGCAACAUAGAACGAGACCACAAUCCGAGGUAUUGCCGAGACUCUCUCCUAGAGGAGUACCCUCGCACCUUUUACGGGAGCCAGGUAAAAAGUCAGAGGAAAGCAGUGAGAGUGAUUCUAACAGUAGUGGACCACCAAGAUCUGCUCGUCAACCGCCCCCGCCGCCUACAUCAUUGCCACCUCACAUAGCAGAGAACAACGCUAGAUGUCGCCGUUAUUGGCCCAUACCGGAUGCGACGGUCGUUAGCAGAGAAUCGUGAGAUUUGGUGUUCAAAAUGACAAAUAGUCUCAGUUUGUGUUAGGAACAAGAGAAGGCUUUACUGCUCAACCAACUGAGAAUGUGAUAUCAUUUGGGGCAGCGAAAACAUGCAAUCUUUCUAAUCAGUAUGUCAUCGGAUACGCGGAAAUUUCAGUAAGAGUGCAUAUCUGUGUAUCUACGAGGGCAGAACGAGUAGCUGUUCGUUUAACGUGCGAAGAUGUAGCUGUCUGUGAGUGCGUAUUUAAGUAAUACCGCUUUAAUUAACUACUGAAAUUCUUUUGAGCGAGUUCUUCAGAGAAGAAUGUCUUUUCGAUCAUGUCCGGGACAUGAGACGCUCAAUGAAUUUCAGUAAAUUGAAUAAGAGCGUGUGCAACGCGUUGCUUUUAGUGUACAAACAGUACAACAGUUCGAUCGUCCCGUCAAAUUUCAAAUAAUCGUGAAUUUGUGAAAGAUGCUCUCUCUCUCUCUCUCUCUCUCUCUCUCUCUCUCUCUCUCU
Messenger RNA from Harpegnathos saltator (Jerdon's jumping ant), 4955 nucleotides. RefSeq names its product tau-tubulin kinase asator (gene Asator). Gene Ontology annotation, biological process: protein phosphorylation. The transcript has 17 exons. Gene Ontology annotation, molecular function: protein kinase activity; ATP binding. Lineage: Eukaryota; Metazoa; Arthropoda; Insecta; Hymenoptera; Formicidae. The record is from RefSeq and is a predicted model, not a curated record. The coding region runs from base 1122 to 4460 and encodes 1112 amino acids.